AUGGAGAAUAAUAUAACAAUUUCAAAAAUUCUUAUAAAACAUCAGGCUGAUUGCAACAUAAAAAAUAAUGUGCUCCAAACACCUCUUCACAUUGCUGUCAGUGAUGGUAAAUAUGAAAUUAUCAAACUUCUUGUUUCACAUGGAGUUGAUAGUAAUGAAAAAGAUGCUUCUAGGUGGACUGCUUAUGAAAUUGGUAAUCGGCACUUUGAUAAAAAAAUACUGCAAUUAUUAAAACCAUUGUAA
Messenger RNA from Trichomonas vaginalis G3, 243 nucleotides. RefSeq names its product Ankyrin repeat family. The record is from RefSeq and is a predicted model, not a curated record. NCBI's taxonomy places the organism in Eukaryota, Parabasalia, Trichomonadida, Trichomonadidae. The coding region runs from base 1 to 243 and encodes 80 amino acids. The transcript has a single exon. Gene Ontology annotation, molecular function: protein binding.